This is a messenger RNA of Didymodactylos carnosus, 306 nucleotides long. Lineage: Eukaryota; Metazoa; Rotifera; Eurotatoria; Philodinida; Philodinidae. The record is from the annotation of a GenBank genome assembly.
AUGCUAUCAUCUGCGAAUACGCGCAAAUUGUUAUUUGGGAAAAAAAGAAACUACUUAAUCAAAGAAAUUGAUGAAAUUCGUGAAGGUUUUGUAAGUAAUACAUUCCAAAGUUUACUGAAAGGAAAGCAUAUAAAACAGGAGGAUGAAAGUUGUGCAUUUACGAUAAUGUAUAAUAAUCAUAAAAAGGAGCUACAUCUUACAGCACCAGAUCAAGAAACGCGGGAUUUAUGGGUUAAAGGUUUAAAACAUUUAAUCGAACGCUACUCGAACAGUGGUCAAAGAAAUUUUAUCAACAGCGAUAUGUGA